GUUAGAUGCUAUUUUUAUUUCGUCGUUGGUGUGGUAUGUAGUGCGUUGAGGGUCUGACUGAGUACAGAGCGUGAGAACCAGGCACGGACACCCUAUCCUGGUCCCUGGCUAAAGGGGGCUCUCGUAGCCGACGCACAUCUACCGCAGCCGGUGCCCCACAGCCGGCCGUGCAUGACCCUGCCGAAAGCUCACGUCGGCAGUUUCCUCCACAAUUACCGAAGCUGAUCACACGUCAGUCCAUUUCGGCUCUCCACCUCCCUCGUAUAAAGGCCUCGCCAUGGCCCUCCAUCCCAUACCCAAGAUCAACCAAGUACCUGAUCAGAUCACUCACAAUGCCCGGCGCCGGUCAAUCUACCAAGUCAACCAAGUUCGACAGCAAAACCUUCCACUUCACCGACACCCAGUCCGCCUCCCCCGUCGCUCCCAACGACCCGUACACCUACUACUCCGGCUUCGGUAACCACUUUGAAUCCGAAGCGAUUCCUGGUACCCUCCCCCGUGGCCAAAACAGCCCUCAGAAUGUCAAGUAUGGACUCUACGCCGAGCAGAUCACCGGAACGGCGUUUAUUGCCCCAAGGGCGCAGAACCAGAAGGCGUGGUUGUAUCGCAUGAGGCCUGCUGUUGCGCAUCAGGGGUUCAAGGAUAUGACGGAUGCGCCGGAGACCGAGUCCUGUUUCUUGCCGCUCAACCCGAAGGUUCACGUCUCGCCCACGCAGUUGGCUUGGACGCCUUUCGACAUGCCCUCCGACGACGAAAAAGUCGACUUUGUCCACGGUCUCCGCACCCUCGCCGGUUCAGGCGAACCCACCCUUCGCGAAGGACUGGCGACCCAUAUCUUCACCUGCAACACAUCCAUGUCCCCCGCCAAGACCUCCUUCGUCAACUCUGACGGUGACAUGCUCAUCGUAGCCCAGGAAGGCGCCCUCGACAUCCAAACCGAGUUCGGGUGUCUCUACGUCCAACCCGGUGAGAUCUGUGUCAUCCAACGUGGAAUCAGGUUUAGUGUUAAUGUCGAGGGUCCCACACGUGGGUAUAUCCUCGAGAUCUGGGGUUCGCAUUACGAGUUACCCGAGUUGGGGCCAUUGGGUGCGAACGGGCUUGCGAACCCGAGGGACUUUUUGGUGCCGAAGGCCAGGUAUGAGGUCAACCCGGGAGAAUGGAAGAUUGUGUACAAAGUCGCCGGGAAGUGGUUUCAUUCCACGCAAGGCCAUAGUCCGUACGAUGUCGUCGCCUGGCACGGAAACUAUGUUCCGUACAAGUACGACCUGACCAAGUUCGUCAACGUUGGAUCCAUCUCCGUCGACCACAUCGAUCCCUCCAUCUUCACCGUGUUGACAGCGAAGUCCAGGGACCCGGCUGCGCCAUUGACAGACUUCCUCAUCUUUUCCCCCCGCUGGGAUGUAGCCUCAAACACCUACCGCCCCCCUUACUACCACCGCAACACCGCCUCCGAACUCAUGGGCCUGAUCUAUGGCUCUUACGGCGGUCGCUCCGACGAAUUUGCUCCCGGCGGCGCAUCCUUCGAAACAGGUUGUACCCCCCACGGUGUCGCGUACGAAGAAUUCAAAGGGGCGACGGAGGCACCCUUGGGAGCGAUGAAGAUCAGUGAGGGUACGAUUGCGUUUAUGUUUGAGACGAGUCGGGCGUUGGUGAUUACGGACUGGGGGAUGAAGAGUGAGAAGAAGCAUGAGCAUGAUCCGAGGAUGUGGGAUGAUUUGGUUAGUAACUUUGAGAAGGUGAUGAAGGAGGAGGGGUUGGAGGAGAAGGGGGCUGCGGAGUGAGCACGGAUGGUAAGGGGACGUGUAGGAUAUGUGCGGGUGAAAGGUGUAUUGAUAACCGAAGGUUAGGUAGGUGAUGUUUGGAUACUUUAUCGAAACCAUAUAUUUCUUUAGCCCGACUUUGGUCCCAGGCUCGAUGUGAAAACGUUCAUUUCUUCAUCGCUGCCGUACCGCACAUAACCGCAGCUGCGAUAGGAAUUCC
Saitoella complicata NRRL Y-17804 is the source of this 1980-nucleotide messenger RNA. Its product is annotated as Homogentisate 1,2-dioxygenase. The transcript has a single exon. Gene Ontology annotation, molecular function: homogentisate 1,2-dioxygenase activity. Gene Ontology annotation, biological process: L-phenylalanine catabolic process. The coding region runs from base 333 to 1781 and encodes 482 amino acids. The record is from RefSeq and is a predicted model, not a curated record. Gene Ontology annotation, cellular component: cytoplasm. NCBI's taxonomy places the organism in Eukaryota, Fungi, Ascomycota, Saitoellomycetes, Saitoellales, Saitoellaceae.